AUGGCCGCGGGACAGCUCUCGCAGGAGGAGCUCGAUGAGAUCUAUGCCUUCGCCGUCGACCUCGGCCGCAAGGCUGGAAAGCUCUUGAUGGAGCGCGUAGACCAGCGUAUCUCCGGUAGUGAGGGACACUCGCAGAAGUUCGAGGAGAAGGACAAUUCAGUCGACAUUGUGACCCAAACAGACGAGGGUAAGCAGGGGAGCCACAACACUAUCUAUCCAAACGCUCACGGAAUCAUCCAGACGUCGAGCAAUUUAUUUCCAGCGCCCUCAAGACCAAAUACCCAAAUCACAAGUUCGUCCGACUCUUUCUUACAACAUUUCCGUGCUAACAAUGCCAGAUUCCUCGGCGAAGAGACAUACGCCAAAGGCGAGUCCCGCGAUUACUUGAUCGACGAACAGCCAACAUGGUGCAUCGAUCCUUUAGACGGCACCGUAAACUACACGCAUCUCUUCCCAAUGUUCUGCGUCUCCAUCGGAUUUAUCGUCAACCAUCGCCCUGUCAUUGGCGUAAUUUAUCAGCCCUUCCAAGAUCAGCUCUUCUCCGCCUGCAGCGGCCGCGGCGCCUGGCUCAAUGAGACUCGCCAACUCCCACUCAUUCGCAACCCGUCUAUCCCGCCAAUGCCACCUAAUGCGCCUGCACAAUGUAUCUUCUCUUGUGAGUGGGGUAAGGACCGCAGGGAUAUUCCCGAUGGGAACUUGAGCCGCAAGAUUGAGAGUUUUGUGAAUCUUGCUUCAGAGCUGGGUUCGCGUGGUGGGAAGGGUGGUAUGGUUCACGGUGUACGGAGUUUGGGCAGUGCGACGCUUGAUCUGGCGUAUACGGCUAUGGGGUCAUUUGAUAUUUGGUGGGAGGGUGGUUGUUGGGAGUGGGAUGUCGCUGCUGGUGUCGCUAUUCUACUCGAGGCUGGUGGACUUGUAACUACUGCCAAUCCGCCCGAGAACAUUGAAACCGAUGCCAUUGAAGACGUGCGUCUGGGAAGCCGGUUACCCGCUGGACCCUCGGACACCGAGACUGGCCGCGAGUCGCAAGAACGCACGGUCCGCGAAGUCUGGCGGCGGGUCCGCCAGCUGGAAUACUCGCGACCUGGCGCGUAG
Penicillium atrosanguineum is the source of this 1092-nucleotide messenger RNA. Its product is annotated as inositol monophosphatase family protein. The record is from RefSeq and is a predicted model, not a curated record. Lineage: Eukaryota; Fungi; Ascomycota; Eurotiomycetes; Eurotiales; Aspergillaceae. The transcript is spliced from 4 exons. Gene Ontology annotation, biological process: signal transduction; phosphatidylinositol phosphate biosynthetic process; inositol metabolic process. Gene Ontology annotation, molecular function: inositol monophosphate 1-phosphatase activity. The coding region runs from base 1 to 1092 and encodes 363 amino acids.